GACGGAUCGGAAGUUACGACAUUUUGAUCGGAAGCAACAACCGGAGCUCGCUGCCUGUGAAGUUUCACUGGCAAGAUGAGAUCCACUUUCAGGCGUUCUAAGCGUUCUAAGAGAAGUAAUGAUGCGAGUGAAAGUAGUUUAGAAUCGGAUGGAUAUGAUGAAAAUGUGGUUGGAUCUGACAGAGUUUCAGAGAUGGAGAUGGGGUUAACUUUAGAUCAGUCUGAGAAAAAUGAAGAAAAUAAUAGUGGAAGCGACUAUGAAGAUGAGGAUGCUGAAGAGUGUGAUGUAGAGGAAGGGGAAAAUGCUGAAAAAAGUGGUGGUCAAAGGGAUACAGAAAUGGAAGAGCUUGAGAAAGAGUAUCAAACUAUACGCAGCGUGGAACAAGAUCUUUUGAAGAGUUUGAGGCAUCGUAAGGAUGAAGAUGCCAUUAAAGGUCAAGCUGUGAAGAAUCAAAAGGCUCUUUGGGAUAAGACCUUGGAGUUUAGGUUCUUGCUUCAGAAAGCUUUUUCAGCUUCCAAUAAGCUUCCACAGGAACCUGUCAAGUCAUGCUUUUGCAAUGCAGAUACGACAGUUGACCAAGCCUAUCUAGAAUUGAUAUCUUCAUCUAAGCAGACUUUAAAUUCGCUGUUGGAGCUACAGGAGGCUUUAAUUGAGAAUAACCACUCUAUUACUCAAGGAAAUGGUAAAGGUUCUUGCAAGGAUGAUGAUUUAUCUUUAGAUUUCAAGGGAGAAGAUGAAGAAUGGUCAAACAUAUACAAAUCAUAUGACAGAAUAUCAACGUUCAGAAAUAAUUCGGUAGACAAAUGGCAUAGAAAGACACAGGUCACGACUGGUGCAGCUGCUUUCAGAGGCAAAUUGAAUGCCUUUAAUCAGAAUGUUAGUGACCAAAUCAACAGCUACAUGGGAGAUCCUAAUCGAAUGAUUAAGAGGAUGCAAUUAAGGGGUUCUUCAGUUGGUGUUUUUGGGAAAGUGCCUGCGGUGCUUGAAAAAACAACAGAAGAGGAUGGGAAUUUUGAUGGAGAUCCAGAACUUCUUGAUGACUCUGAAUUUUAUCAACAACUACUAAAAGAAUUCUUUGAAUCAUGUGACCCAACAUCUUCUGAGUCUGCUUUUUAUGCCUUGAAAAAACUACAGCCAAAGAAGCGAAAAAUAGUCGAUCGUCGAGCUUCUAAGAGUCGGAAAAUUAGGUACAAUGUCCAUGAAAAGAUAGUGAAUUUCAUGGCUCCAGUGCCAAUGAACCUCCCUCCUAUGGCCCCAAAGUUAUUUGAGAACUUAUUUGGCUUUGGCAAUCCAAAAUCUGCUGUGGCCUGAGUAACUACAGCAGGUUAGUUAGGCAAAUGAUGCAGAGAUUCAUGAAAUUCUAUUAGGAGUAAAAUUUUACCUACUUGUAAAUUAUAUAUAUUUUUUAUGUCUUAUAAUUUGUUUAGGUUGGCAGUUGAUGGUUUUUUAGUCUCAGUUUCUUUCAUGAUUGUUAAAGCAUAUGAGUGUUUGACUCAAUAUAACAUUAAAUAGUUGAAAAUUGUAUUGAAACUUUAAUAUUAGUAAUUGACUUUUAGUUUUAUGCAA
Messenger RNA from Dendrobium catenatum, 1566 nucleotides. Its product is annotated as protein AATF. Bases 76 to 1311 code for a protein of 411 amino acids. Lineage: Eukaryota; Viridiplantae; Streptophyta; Magnoliopsida; Asparagales; Orchidaceae. The record is from RefSeq and is a predicted model, not a curated record. Gene Ontology annotation, cellular component: nucleus; nucleolus. The transcript is spliced from 14 exons.